AUUGAAGGUGUUGACUUGAUAGUGAAAAGAAAUGGUCUGACCAAUUAUGGUCAAGUGUUUUCAAGUGCCUGCGAGGCUUUGGCUACAUGUUACAACAACUACUACAUAGAAUACUUUCAAACUUUUAUAGCAAAUUACUUCAUAUAUAUGGUGCGGGGUGAAGAUAUCCAUUAUAAAUAUAUAGUAUUCAAACGUGUCUCAAAUGCGGUGCUUUCUCAUGAGGUACAACCAGCUAUGGAUGGCAAUAUUGCUUUUUCAUUAAAUGAAGAAGCCCAAGGCAACAUCCGUGCUCUCUUAAAACUAUUGAUUUUGGAAAUUAGAAACAGAUUACCUUCGUUUCCGAUGACAAAAGAAACUCUCAAUAAAGCACCUUCUGGUAUAAUACCAGCAUUAAGGUAUAUUCUGGUUAAAUACGAAGCCUUAAUUGAAGAAAACCUACAACCACAGCCUGGUUUACUAGAACAUUCAGAGCAGACAAAUCCACCAAAUAGAAAAAGACCAAAAAUAGAAGAAGGUUAA
Messenger RNA from Cokeromyces recurvatus, 519 nucleotides. RefSeq lists its product as uncharacterized. The record is from RefSeq and is a predicted model, not a curated record. Lineage: Eukaryota; Fungi; Mucoromycota; Mucoromycetes; Mucorales; Mucoraceae. The annotation marks the transcript as partial. The transcript is spliced from 2 exons.